Molecule: messenger RNA, 8407 nt
Organism: Sciurus carolinensis (gray squirrel)
Lineage: Eukaryota; Metazoa; Chordata; Mammalia; Rodentia; Sciuridae
Gene: Ncoa2
Product: nuclear receptor coactivator 2
Exons: 23
Coding region: 198-4592 (1464 amino acids)
Biological process (GO): cellular response to hormone stimulus; positive regulation of transcription by RNA polymerase II
Cellular component (GO): nucleus
Molecular function (GO): protein dimerization activity; nuclear receptor binding
Source: RefSeq, a predicted model, not a curated record
AAACAACCAGGCAGCAGUUAUUAACACGGGAACAUGGCGGCCGCAGCCUCAGCUACAGCUUCGGCGGCGAAGGUCAGCGCCGACGGCAGCCGGCACCUGACGGCGUGACCGACCGGAGCCGAUUUCUCUUGGAUUUGGCUACAAGCUUAUAGAUCUUCUGCACUGUGUACAGGCACAGUUGCUGAUAUGUGUUCAAGAUGAGUGGGAUGGGAGAAAAUACCUCUGACCCAUCCAGGGCAGAGACAAGAAAGCGCAAGGAAUGUCCUGACCAGCUUGGACCCAGCCCCAAAAGGAACACUGAGAAACGUAAUCGUGAACAGGAAAAUAAAUACAUAGAAGAACUUGCAGAGCUGAUUUUUGCAAAUUUUAAUGAUAUAGACAACUUUAACUUCAAACCUGACAAAUGUGCAAUCUUAAAAGAAACUGUGAAGCAAAUUCGUCAGAUCAAAGAACAAGAGAAAGCAGCAGCUGCCAACAUAGACGAAGUGCAGAAGUCAGAUGUGUCAUCUACAGGGCAAGGCGUCAUCGACAAGGAUGCACUGGGGCCUAUGAUGCUGGAGGCCCUGGAUGGGUUCUUCUUUGUAGUGAACCUGGAAGGCAACGUGGUGUUUGUUUCAGAGAAUGUGACACAGUAUCUAAGGUAUAACCAAGAAGAGCUGAUGAACAAAAGUGUAUAUAGCAUCCUGCAUGUUGGGGACCACACUGAAUUUGUCAAAAACCUGCUGCCAAAGUCUAUAGUGAAUGGGGGAUCUUGGUCUGGCGAACCUCCUAGGCGGAACAGCCAUACCUUCAACUGCCGGAUGCUGGUAAAACCUUUACCUGAUUCAGAAGAGGAAGGUCAUGAUAACCAGGAAGCACAUCAGAAGUAUGAAACUAUGCAGUGCUUUGCUGUCUCUCAACCAAAGUCCAUCAAAGAAGAAGGAGAAGAUUUGCAGUCCUGCUUGAUUUGUGUGGCAAGAAGAGUCCCCAUGAAGGAACGACCUGUUCUUCCCUCAUCAGAAAGUUUUACCACUCGUCAGGAUCUUCAAGGCAAGAUCACUUCUCUGGACACUAGCACCAUGAGAGCAGCCAUGAAACCAGGCUGGGAGGAUCUGGUGAGGAGGUGCAUUCAGAAGUUCCACGCACAGCACGAAGGGGAAUCUGUGUCCUAUGCUAAGAGGCAUCAUCAUGAAGUACUGAGACAAGGAUUGGCCUUCAGUCAAAUCUAUCGUUUUUCCUUGUCUGAUGGCACUCUUGUUGCUGCACAAACGAAGAGCAAACUCAUCCGUUCUCAGACUACUAAUGAGCCUCAGCUUGUAAUAUCUUUACAUAUGCUUCACAGAGAACAGAAUGUAUGUGUAAUGAAUCCGGAUCUGACUGGACAAGCGAUGGGGAAGCCAUUGAAUCCAAUUAGCUCUAGCAGCCCUGCCCAUCAGGCCAUGUGCAGUGGGAACCCAGGUCAGGACAUGACCCUCAGUAGCAAUAUAAAUUUUCCCAUGAAUGGCCCAAAGGAACAAAUGGGCAUACCCAUGGGCAGGUUUGGUGGUUCUGGGGGAAUGAACCAUGUGUCAGGAAUGCAAGCAACCACUCCUCAGGGUAGUAACUAUGCACUCAAAAUGAACAGUCCCUCACAAAGCAGCCCUGGCAUGAAUCCAGGACAGCCCAACUCCAUGCUCUCACCAAGGCAUCGUAUGAGUCCUGGAGUGGCUGGCAGUCCUCGCAUCCCACCCAGUCAGUUUUCCCCUGCAGGAAGCUUGCAUUCCCCCGUGGGAGUUUGCAGCAGCACAGGAAAUAGCCAUAGUUAUACCAACAGUUCCCUCAAUGCACUUCAGGCCCUCAGUGAGGGGCAUGGGGUCUCAUUAGGGUCAUCGUUGGCUUCACCGGACCUAAAAAUGGGCAAUUUGCAAAACUCCCCAGUUAAUAUGAAUCCUCCCCCACUCAGCAAGAUGGGAAGCUUGGACUCCAAAGACUGUUUUGGACUUUAUGGGGAGCCAUCGGAAGGUACAACUGGACAAGCGGAGAGCAGUUGCCAUCCUGGAGAGCAAAAGGAGACAAAUGAUUCCAGCAUGCCCCCGACCACAAGUGGGGAGAGAGCUGAGGGACAGAACAGGCUGCAUGACAGCAAAGGGCAGACCAAACUCCUGCAGCUGCUGACCACCAAGUCUGACCAGAUGGAGCCUUCACCCUUACCCAGUUCAUUGUCGGACACAAACAAGGACUCCACAGGGAGCUUGCCUGGAUCUGGGUCUACACAUGGGACCUCACUCAAGGAAAAGCAUAAAAUUUUGCACAGACUCUUGCAGGACAGCAGUUCCCCUGUGGACUUGGCCAAGUUAACAGCAGAAGCCACAGGCAAAGAGCUGAGCCAGGAGUCCAACAGCACAGCUCCUGGGUCAGAAGUGACUGUUAAACAAGAGCCAGUGAGCCCCAAGAAGAAAGAGAAUGCACUACUUCGCUAUUUGCUAGAUAAAGAUGAUACUAAAGAUAUUGGUUUACCAGAAAUAACCCCCAAACUUGAGCGACUGGACAGUAAGACAGACCCUGCCAGUAACACAAAACUAAUAGCUAUGAAAACUGAGAAGGAGGAGAUGAGCUUUGAGCCCAGUGACCAGCCUGGCAGUGAGCUGGACAACUUGGAGGAGAUUUUGGAUGAUUUGCAGAAUAGUCAAUUACCACAGCUUUUCCCAGACACGAGGCCAGGCGCCCCUGCUGGAUCAGUUGACAAGCAAGCCAUCAUCAAUGACCUCAUGCAACUCACAGCUGAAAACAGCCCUGUUACACCUGUUGGAGCCCAGAAAACAGCAUUGCGAAUUUCACAGAGCACUUUUAAUAACCCACGACCAGGGCAACUGGGCAGGUUAUUGCCAAACCAGAAUUUACCACUUGACAUCACAUUGCAGAGCCCAACUGGUGCUGGACCUUUCCCACCAAUCAGAAACAAUAGUCCCUACUCAGUGAUACCUCAGCCAGGAAUGAUGGGUAACCAAGGGAUGAUAGGAAACCAAGGAAACUUAGGGAACAGUAGCACAGGAAUGAUUGGUAGUAAUACUUCCCGGCCCACCAUGCCAUCUGGGGAAUGGGCACCGCAGAGUGCUGCAGUAAGAGUCACCUGUGCUGCUACCACCAGUGCCAUGAACCGGCCAGUCCAAGGAGGUAUGAUUCGGAACCCAACGACCAGCAUCCCCAUGAGACCCAGCAGCCAGCCUGGCCAAAGACAGAUGCUUCAGUCUCAGGUCAUGAAUAUAGGGCCAUCUGAACUAGAAAUGAACAUGGGAGGACCUCAGUACAGCCAACAACAGGCUCCUCCAAAUCAGACUGCCCCAUGGCCUGAAAGCAUCUUGCCUAUAGACCAGGCAUCUUUUGCCAGCCAAAACAGGCAGCCAUUUGGCAGCUCUCCCGAUGACUUGCUGUGUCCACAUCCUGCAGCUGAGUCUCCAAGUGAUGAAGGAGCUCUCCUGGACCAGCUUUAUCUGGCCUUGCGGAACUUUGAUGGCCUCGAGGAGAUCGAUAGAGCUUUGGGAAUACCUGAACUGGUCAGCCAGAGCCAAGCAGUAGAUCCAGAGCAGUUCUCCAGUCAGGAUUCCAACAUCAUGCUGGAACAGAAGGCCCCUGUUUUCCCACAGCAGUAUGCGUCUCAGGCACAAAUGGCCCAGGGUAGCUAUACUCCCAUGCAAGAUCCAAACUUUCACACCAUGGGACAGCGGCCUAGUUACGCCACACUCCGUAUGCAGCCCAGACCCGGCCUCAGGCCCACGGGCCUAGUGCAGAACCAGCCAAAUCAACUGAGACUUCAACUUCAGCACCGCCUCCAAGCUCAGCAGAAUCGCCAGCCUCUUAUGAAUCAAAUCAGCAAUGUUUCAAAUGUGAACUUGACUCUGAGGCCUGGAGUACCAACACAGGCACCUAUUAAUGCACAGAUGCUGGCCCAGAGACAGAGGGAGAUCCUGAACCAGCAUCUUCGACAGAGACAAAUGCAUCAGCAACAGCAAGUUCAGCAACGAACUUUGAUGAUGAGAGGACAAGGGUUGAAUAUGACACCAAGCAUGGUGGCUCCUAGUGGUAUGCCAGCAACCAUGAGCAAUCCCCGGAUUCCCCAGGCAAACGCACAGCAGUUUCCAUUUCCUCCAAACUACGGAAUAAGUCAGCAACCUGAUCCAGGCUUUACUGGGGCUACGACCCCCCAGAGUCCUCUAAUGUCCCCCCGAAUGGCACAUACCCAAAGCCCCAUGAUGCAGCAGUCUCAGGCCAACCCAGCCUAUCAAGCCCCAGCAGACAUGAACGGAUGGGCUCAGGGGAACAUGGGCGGAAACAGCAUGUUUUCACAACAGUCCCCACCACACUUUGGGCAGCAAGCAAACACCAGCAUGUACAAUAACAAUAUGAACAUCAAUGUGUCCAUGGCAACCAACUCGGGUGGCAUGAGCAACAUGAACCAGAUGACAGGACAGAUCAGCAUGACCUCAGUGACCUCCGUGCCUACGUCGGGGCUGUCCUCCAUGGGUCCUGAGCAGGUUAAUGAUCCUGCUCUAAGGGGAGGCAACCUUUUCCAAAACCAGCUGCCCGGAAUGGAUAUGAUUAAGCAGGAGGGAGAUGCAUCACGGAAAUACUGCUGACCCUGAAGGUAGCUGGUUGCUUCUUUCUUCAGCUGACCGGGCUCACUUGCUCAAAACACUUAUCAGUCUGGAGAGCUUCGUCUCUUUGUUUUGACCCAACUGACCUGCCCGCCAGUUCUCCCAGAGCACGAUGAGCAGACAGGCCUGGGCCCCUGGCUCCCAGCGAGGAAUUGUGGAGUGCGCUCGGCUGCUGCAGGAGGAGCUGCCUCCUCUCGUCUCAGUCCGAAGCUCACAUCCAGACAGUCGCUCAGUCUGUUCACUGCAUUCACCUUAGUGCAACUUAGAUCUCUCCUGCAAAGUAAAUGUUGACAGGCAAAUUUCAUACCAUGUCAGAUGAAUGUAUUUAAAUGUAUGUAUUUAAGGAGAACCAUGCUCUUGUUCUGUUCCUGUUCAGUUCCAGACACUGGUUUCUUGCUUGUUUUCCUUGGCUAAUCAGUCUAGUGCAAAAAAAAUAAGAUUUCAUCUGGGGGAAAGAAAAGAAUUUUAAAAACAAAUCAAACUUUUUUUAAAUUAAAGCCUGCAUUUGGGAUGGAAGCAGACACUGUGGACAGUGCUAUAUGUACAGACAUACCCAAUAAGUGAAGACCUAUAAAGUCAUAGCUGUUAUGUCUUUGCAGAAAGCUCUAAAGACCAUAUUGGAAAGGGAUUCCCAUUAGUGAACAGAUGAAAAGAAGCCUGUGAGAGGGCUGUUAAUAUUUUAACAAUUAUCUGUUCCAUUUUUUUCUCUCGAGAAGAAAUUUUUUCAUUUCUAAAUUAAGUUCCCUUUAGAUUAAUCAUCUUGAAUUAGUAUCUCCCCUUCCCCUUCUGGUUUUGACUCUUGCCUCCCCCGGUUCCCCCUACUUUUAUUAAUUUUUAAAAAAGAUAACAAACUACAGAAACCAGGUAAGCCCUUUAUUUCCUAAAAUUUUUGCCAGCCACUUAGCAAUUACUAACUAUUGAAUUUCAGAAAGAUGCAUUUACUGGCAAGGAGAGGAGCAAAGGUAAGACUCGAUACCAGUCAAGCUAAGGACACCUGCUUUGGAAGCAUGUGUAUUCUGUUCCCCAGCAACUCUGGCCUCCAGAACAGGAGAAGACACUAUAACUAGUGUAUUGAAAUUGACAGCAGAUAUCACGACAGAUUUAACCUCUGCCAUGUGUUUUUUAUUUUGUUUUUUAGCAGUGCUGACUAAGCCGAAGUUUUGUAAGGUACAUAAAAUCCAGUUUAUAUGUAAACAAGCAAUAAUUUAAGUUGAAAACUUAAGUGUUUUAAUUGUAUAAUUUUUGUGAGGUAUACAUAUUGUGGAAUUGACUCAAAAAAUGAGGUACUUCAGUAUUAAAUUAGAUAUCUUCAUAGCAAUGUCUCCUAAAGGUGUUUUGUAAAGGAUAUCAAUGCCUUGAUUAGACCUAAUUUGUAGACUUCAGACUUUUUAUUUUCUAAACCUUGUGAUUCUGCUCAUAAAUCAUUUAUCUAAUCUAUAUGAUAUGCAGCCGCUGUAGGAACCAAUUCUUGAUUUUUAUAUGUUUAUAUUCUUUCUUAAUGAACCUUAGAAAGACUACAUGUUACUAAGCAGGCCACUUUUAUGGUUGUUUUUCUGCCCACUCUGGUAGGGGAAUAUUUUAUUAAUUGGUGUCAGUUUCAGACAACUGCAAUACCAAGAAACUGAUGACCUUUUUUGAGCUAUUUCUCCCCGACCCCUAAUACACAUACUUUCUUACCUAAAUUUCAGAAUGAUAUCUUUUUGAUGUCUAAAAAGCAAAGCAUUUUAUAAUAUCUCAUUAGCCAGGCUUUUUAGGAACAGAGAAGUUUUUCCUUGAAAUUUGAUUGAUUGUUUAUUUGUGGCAGGGUGAAAAAUGUACAAACUACCCCUAUUUAUAUUUAUAUCUCUCCCUAUAUGCAUGGAUUACGGAAAUAUAGGAAGAGAUAUAACCCAAAGAUAAAUGGUAAGUAGACAGUCUAAAAGUGUUGCUCCAUACUAAAGAAACUUCUGGAAAUUUGCAUUUCGAUAUCUUUUUCCUUUUUGAGAGGGAUCUGAAUACAGGGAGGUGGCCAAGGAACAGCACUUCUCGGCGGCCACCAGUUCACAUGUCCCCUCAAAAGGCUCUACUUUUCUCCACCAAACCAUUGGGUUGCCCAGCUAUGAUGGUAAAUCAAGCAGACGUGGGCCCAGAACUCCAGGACCUCAUCCACACGAUGAGGUUCACGUGGCGCACAGUUUCGUGUGACCAGUUUUGAGUUAAUUUUUGGAACUAUGUGAGUUAGAAUGACUUUAACUUCACACAGCACAAAAGAGAAAAUGGAGUUUAAACCGGAUUUAUUUUAAGUCCCUUUUCACUACACCAUCCAAAAAUAACUACGUAUCUUUCAUUUUUUAUCCAUCUGCCCACUGUGUUUUAACAUCAAUCCGAGUUGGACAAAUCUGCAGAUCUGUGAUACUGGCAGUUCAGAAUAACUCGUGAUCAUUACUGUCUUGAAGGAAAAGAGAUAAUAAAUGCUCUUAGGGUUCAGAUCAGGUAAUGGAUUUUGUUUUACAUCUAAUUAGGAGAAGAAAAUAAGUAAAGGAAUUCUCUGAUCAUAUUGAUCACUAUAGAAGCAAAAGCCAAAUCAAUUCCCUUCAUUAUCAGUAUUUCUCAUGCUGUACACAAUAAAUUUGUUAGACUGAGUACUUGGUUUUUGUUUAAGAGAACAAAUAAUCAGUGUUUUACUUAUAUUACUAAAUGUGAAAAACAUAAUGUGAAAAGUAUACAUACCUUAACUUGGUUAUAAAACCCAUUUAAGUGUUCAUGUAAUGUGGUAAGUUUAAAAAGUGAAGUGAGUUGUUUUACUACAAUGAAUUCAUUUGACUCAAAGAUUAAAAUGCCCCUCUCCCCACGUGUAUCUCUUAUGGCCUGUAAUAAUUGAAAGCAAUGUUUUUGCAGUUUAUAUAAUGCAAUUUUUAAUCUGUGUUUAAAAAUGGAGUUCAUAUGGGCUUAACACAUGAAUUGGGUGGCACAGAUCCACUUGCAGAACCCAAAGAUACACAAUCAAUUUUGAAAUGCAACUUAAGCCAUUAAUUGUUGGUGUGAAUUUAAAAUUUUCUAGUGUUUGUAUGGUAGUAUGCUGCCUAAGAGCAAAGCAUUCUCUGCACAAAAGAAAAUUACUGUAGUGGCUUCGAUUUUAAUUAGAAUUUUCUCCCUGGUGUUUCUUUAUAGACUAAAACAAAAUCUUUUAAGUUUCUUACUACAGGUAAAAGCUAUGUGCAAGAACCUCAAAAUGCUAAAAUCUAGCAUAAUGCCUUAGAUCUGUUUUUAAGUCUUGUAUAUUCCUACAUAGCUGUCCAAUGUAUUAUAUUUGUAUAGUGAAUUGUGUACAAUUUUUGAAUAAGUGCAUCAUCACUUAAUCUUUAUGUUAUUGAAUAGUGAUGAUGAUACAUUUCUUCAAACAUUUAACUGUCAUUUUUUUUCCUUUGUCAUUUGUGGGUUUUAUUUGUACAGUUCCUCAUAAAGUUGCAUCUGAGAUGUGUGUAUAUGAAAAGAUUAUACAAGGGUAAAAUUAAGCAAUAUAUUAACUAUGGUUCUUCAGGAGAAAGCUUACAGUGUUUCAGGUUGUGAUUUAUUUUCAGAACGGAGUUGACUCUGAACAUCACUUUGUUCACCUGCAUUGAUGUUUGUAUUUCUAGUGUGAGCAGUUUAUGCAAAGGUAGAUAUAUUCAGAGAAAUUUUAAAUACAUUUAUGCAAGUUAAUAUUGCUUUGCUGAUGCUAUUUGCUUAUUUGAUGUUAAAUAAUGCUAUUGUAAAUAAAGAAUUCUGUUGUUAUUGCAUCAUUUAAUAAAUUUUAAUGCCUUCGGGUUUUACAUGGC